Habropoda laboriosa is the source of this 324-nucleotide messenger RNA. Its product is annotated as allergen Api m 6-like. The coding region runs from base 1 to 324 and encodes 107 amino acids. NCBI's taxonomy places the organism in Eukaryota, Metazoa, Arthropoda, Insecta, Hymenoptera, Apidae. The transcript has 2 exons. The record is from RefSeq and is a predicted model, not a curated record.
AUGGAGAUUUCACGUGUUAGUUUCGUUUUCCUUAUCUCGGCUUUCUCGUUGCUUCGGUAUUCGGACGUGGUGACAGGUGCGAUUCUCUCUAGACCUGAAUUAGUGUACCUAGAAGGGACAUGCGGAGAGAACGAGGUUUUCAGCCAGUGUCAGGCGAAUCAGGAUUGCGUAAAGAGUUGCGAUAAUCUGGAUAUAUGGGAGAGCGUGCCUUGUAUUCAGACGAAAAGUUGUUUAAGCGGUUGCAUCUGUGCCGAGGGAUAUGUACGAGACAAGAAUCAAGAUAUUUGCGUUAUGGAGAACAGCUGUCCAAGAGUCAGGCAUUAA